Molecule: messenger RNA, 1395 nt
Organism: Micromonas pusilla CCMP1545
Lineage: Eukaryota; Viridiplantae; Chlorophyta; Mamiellophyceae; Mamiellales; Mamiellaceae
Exons: 1
Coding region: 1-1344 (447 amino acids)
Source: RefSeq, a predicted model, not a curated record
AUGUGCACGAACGGCGUCAAGGCGAACGACGACGACGGCGACGACAGCCUGCGCGAGGCGUUGAAGAUCGCGAUAUUGCUGGGCGAGGCGGGCGCGGACGCGAGAUUGGCGAACCGAUUCGCGGAGCCGCCGCUGAUCGCGUGCGUGUUGGCGGGCGGGUUCAUCCCGGGGAUGACUAUCCUGCUCGAGUUCGGCGCGGACCCGAAGCAGGAGUCGACGGGGAACGGCAACGUCUCGGCGUACGGGAUGGUCUUCGGCAGCGGCCCGAUGCCGAUGAAAACGGCGAGGGCGCUCUUGAGCGCCGACGUGUACAAGGAGGGCGGAGUCGUGGGAAGAGACGUCCGCGUGCACGGGUUGACGUCGGCGAGCGCCAAGGCGCUCAACGGUAAGGUCGGGACCGUGCGGCGUCUCGACCCGGUGACGGGGAAGUACGAGGUAUCGCUUCACGGGGAGGAAGAUAGAAUCAUCUCGAUCGCGCCGUGGAAGUUGAAACUCGCGGAGGAGAUGUUCGGCUGCGUCGUUCGGUUGAAAGAUUUGACGGGACGGAGCGAGUUGAACGGCAGGCGGGGGAUCUGCGGGACGUACCUGCGCCACCGAGGACGGUACGAGAUCGCGGUCCAGGCGACGAACGACGCGCCGGCGGAGAAGAUCUCGGUCAAACCGUGUAACAUCGAGCGGUUGGAGAGAUUGAGUAAGAUAGGGAACUGCGCGGGGUGCGGCGUCGCGGCGUCGUCGGAUGAGAAGAAGCCGAAAGGGUCGAAGAAGAAGGGAGAGAGAGCGAAAGAGAGCGCGAAAGACGACGCGAGGGUAAAGCUCAGGUACUGCGGCCGGUGUUACACCGUCGUGUAUUGCGGCGACGAGUGCGUGAAAGCGAACUGGAAUCUUCACAAAGAAGAGUGCGCCGCGCGGUGCGCGAACCAGGCGAGGAUCAAUUUGCAGAGAAUCAAGGAGUCCACGCCGCGAGGAAUGUCGUUCUCGACUGUUAACAUGCAGACCCAUCAGAUCGACGCGUUGAAUGAAUUCGGUGAGAUUGUCGCGAGCAAGAACGAAUCGUUCACGGUGAAGGUGCAGAUUCCGUUGGUUCCACCUGGGAUGGGGAGGACAUUACAAAACGGCAUGGGCGCCAUGGUCUACGACGAAAAACGACGACUGCAGUUUCAUAUUCCGGCAAACCCGCCCUUCGAGAAGGAGUACCAACAAGCGGUGGAACACGUGGAGAGCAAGGGCCUCACUGCCAUGGGAAGCGCGAAGGGCGUCAAGGCGUACUUUCCCGCGAGGUUGAUCGACAGCGGGAAGACGAUAUUGAUUGACUUUCACGAGGCCUUGACUCCGCCGGCGUGGUGAAAGAGUCUCGUCAUAGCUACGUUUCGUUUCCAUCGACACAUCGACGCACCU